This is a messenger RNA of Perca flavescens (yellow perch), 4631 nucleotides long. Its product is annotated as retinitis pigmentosa 1-like 1 protein. The record is from RefSeq and is a predicted model, not a curated record. Lineage: Eukaryota; Metazoa; Chordata; Actinopteri; Perciformes; Percidae. The transcript has a single exon. The annotation marks the transcript as partial.
GUUGAGGAAGAGGAAGAGGGAAAGGUUGAGGGAGAGGAAAAGGGAGAGGGAAAGGUUGAGGAAGAGGGAAAGGUUGAGGAAGCUGCCCCAGAAAGAGAGGAAAGCGUAGAGCCAGAAAUCGAUGUGGAGGAAAGGGAAGCUGUGGCAGAGCGAGGACGAGAUGCAGCGGAAGAUACGUCAGAAGGCGUAUCCAGAGAUGCUGACAGGGAGGAAGAGGCCUUAGGGGAAGAGUGUGGUGAGAGGAAAGCAGCCAUGGGGGGUGAGGAGGGGGAACUAGCACCAACCACUGUGACUAGAUCUCUGAGGAGUGGUGGGAAGACGUCCAAGGCUCCAAAAAGCAGGUCCAGACGAAGCAAGAAGCAGCCAAACAAAGAGGAAGAGGAGGAGGGACAGAGACAACUCCAGAACCAGGAAGAGGGACCAAAGGAAUCAGCUGAGGAAGCAGAGGAAGAGGAAAAAACAGGGCUGGGGUCAGUCGAAGACCCCCCAACAGAAGGGGAGGAAGCUGUCACAGCAGAAACAGGAGAGCCAUCAGAAGGAACUCUGCCGGUGGCUGAAGAGGAAGCUGCAGAGGAUUCAACACAAGAAGGAGACACUUCGUUACCCAAAGCCAGCGCGGACUCAGCUGUACUGCCACCGAGUGGAGAAGAGGGGCAACGGGCAGCCCAGCUCUCGGUGAGCCAUACUGACGUCCAGGAAGAAGCUGCAGCUGCAGAGGAGGCUCUUCCUGCUGAGGCAGAGGAGGAGCAGAGAGAGGAAGCAGCUAUUGCAGAGGAGGAUGCUCCUGAGGGGACAGAAAACUCUGAGCUGGAGAAGGCUAAAGUGGAAGCAGUCCCAACAGCAGACCCAGGGGAGGGCAGAGCUAAUGAAGAGGAGGCUGAAGGUGUUAAGGAUGAGGAGCAGGAAGCUACAGUCCCAGAAACCAGAGCACGCAGGAAGCAGGCAGGCCAAGCCACGCCCAGAAGUAGACUAACAAGAAGCAGACAGGAGAAUGCUGAGGUAGGAAAGGACGCAGCUUCAGAAAGUCAGAAAGCGGAACCGACAGUUCAAGUCCGGGUUCUGAGGAGGGGGAGGAAGCUUAUCCCUGUCACGCAAAGACGUACAACAAAAAGAACCCACCCAGAGGAAGAGGAGGGAGGAGAUGAAUCUGCAGCAGGUGAGGCGAGAGAGGCAGAGGAAGAAGAGGAACAGCAGCAGAUUGUUGAUCAGGAGAAGGCAAAGAGACUUGAUGAAAGGGAUGCAACUGAACGAGUAGAAACUACGGACGCAGAAAUGAGCAAAGACAAAGAGGAGACUGUGGCAGAGGAAGCUGUCUUACAACAAGAUGCCUCAGAGCAGGGACAGGCCCACAGGGCCGGGACAGCUGCAGAUGUGGACACAGAUGUUGGACAGCCUGCUGAUGAGGGGAAGAGCUUGGAUGUUCAAGAGGAAGUAGUCCCAACACAAGAGACAGUGGAGGGGGAACAGUCAACCUCAGCAGUGAUGGGAAGUCCCCAAGAGACCGCAGAGGACGGCGAGGCAAAAGGUGUGUCUGAGGAGGAGGAAGCACCCGUUACUGAAAGAGGCAAAACCACCAACAGACAAGAGGAAGAGGCAGCUGGAGAGACACAAGCAGAGGAAACCAAAGCUCAUGAGAAGGAAGACAACAGUGAUGAGAAGACUGAAGAAAGAGAUGGGGAUGAAGCUGCAGCAGAGCAGGAAGAAGAAGCUAUAGAGCCAGAGGUUGAGAUGGAAAAAGAAGAAGCUGUGGCAAAGGAAGAGGACCGGUCUGCUGUUUCUGAGCCAUGUGAAGACCGACAGGGAGAGACGUCCGCUGGGGAAAGAGCUGAAGAGACACCAAAUACAGACGAGGGAAAGGUUACUGACCAGGAAGAAGCAGAAAGUGUUGAAACAGCAGUCCUGAGAAGCGGUAAAAAGACAGGGAGAGCCACAACCAGAAGCAAAACCACAAAAAGGCCAGAGGAAGAGGCAGCUGGAGAGAAAAGCAUGGCAGACGAUGAACCAGCGGUAGAAACAAGAGUUCUGAGGAAGGGAAAAAGGUCUGCUGCUGCCACACCUCGGGGUAAAUCCAAAAGAGUCCGCACACAGCCUCAGACAAAGGAAGAGGAAGAAGCUGCUCCUGCUGAAGAGACACAAGCAGAGGAAGCCAAAGCUGAUGAGAAGGAAGACAACAUUGAUGAGAAGACUGAAGAAAGAGAUGGGGAUGAAGCUGCAGCAGAGCAGGAGGAAGAAGAGGCAGGGCAGGAACCACUUGAGGAGAAAGGGGAGGAAGCAGAGGAAGAAGGAAUGAGUAUGGAAAUGGACAAAGACAAAGAAGUACGAGAGGAAGAGUCUGCUGUAGGAGAUGCAGAGCAGAUGAAGGAAGUAGUGCCUGAAGAAGAGGACAACAGUGUGGAAGCUGUGGAAGAGAGUUCAUCAGCUGAGGUAGAAGAGACAAAGUCAGCCGAGGAAGAGGAAACCACCGUCACAGAAGGAUCCCCUGAAGUGGGAGGUGACAGUGGCGUCGCUGGAGAAGAGGAUCUAUCUGUGGCGGCAGAGGAAGAAGCUCCGGCUGUAACAACCAGAGCGCUGCGGAGCAAAACAAAAACUUCAGCCGCCACUCCAUCACGGAGGUCCAGGAGAGGAGCAGUGCAGACGCAGCAGCAGGAAGAGGAAGAUCCUGAGGAAGAAGAAGUGCACCAAUCGACUGGUGACUCACCUCGAAGAUCGGUGCGUAAAAAGCCCCGAGUGGAUUACAGAGAAAACGAUGAUGAAGGAGAGCGAGGCGAGAUGGAGGCCACAGCUGACCAGCAGGAAGCGGACGAAGAGGAGGACAGAGAGGACGAGAAAGCGAAACGUUCUGCAGAGCAGCCGGCAGAGAAGCUGUACAAUCUGAGUUUAGUGUUAGACACAGAUGAGGAGGGGGAGACAGCAGGUUGGAGUCCAGAGGAGCAGAAUAUGUCAGAGGAAGAGGCGGAGCCUGUAGUGAUUGGAAAGAGAGUUUUAAGAGGGAGGUCAGUUCCUUCAGUGAUAAUCACCCCCCAGGCUAAAUCCACACGCCGCAGUGCUAGAGUUCAGAAAGCUGAGGAAGAAGAAGAGAAGAGCCCGCGCUCCGCUCAGAAGAGAAGAGCUGAAGGAACACCAGCUCGCAGAUCUCAGCGUCGCAGCAGAGUUUAGGAUGUUCUGAAUGCUACGAUCAACAUCCACACAAAAUACAUGUAGUAGUGUGCAGUCACAGAACUGGGAAAUGCAAAAGAAACAACACAUGCUCAUAGUCAAUGUUUAAUGCAAGCUUCGGUAGUGUGCAGGCAGACUCACAGCGUACACUCACAAACACCUGUGUGUUCUCCAUGUGGACUUAGAGCGAGACCCUUUGAAAUGUUUCAGCAUGACCCAUUAACCUGUGACAGAGCAUAGCCCCCUCUGUCAGUGUGAGCCCCCAGGCCCUGCCAACCAUAGGUAAAUAAUGACAGACAUGAACCUUUUUAUAUUACCUGUGAGCACAGUGGCCACUGUGCAUAAGUGACUUUUCAGUUCAAAACUGCAGCUGUAAACUUGUCCUGUGACUGUGGACACUGUGUCUCGCUGCCGUUUUCACCAGCAUGUCAUUUUUCUACAAACACAAACCUGUCAUCAUGGUCACGUGAAAGACUUCAUAGCAGAUACUGCACGUGGCUGUAAAAGAUCUCCGAACCUAAUCAGGCUGUGUUGUUUCAUCCUCCGAACAGUAAGGCGUGUUCACACUGAGUUGAAGGUGCACACUGAAGGUCUGCAGAUCCAUAUUUAUUAGUCAGAAUUGUUUUAAACAGUUUUUGCCUUUCCCAGUUAGCAUCAGUUAUAUUUUUGAGUAAAAACACAGAGGUUGAUCAGAAAAAGACUGCACACUUAACACAUGAACACACUUGAAUGGGACCACUCUUAAAAAGCCAUAAUUUGCAUUUUAACUGAGAAUUCUGACAAGUGGGGAAUUCAUAUUUUUACUGUGCAUAUUUUUUUUAUAUUUCAUUAAAAAUGUGAAUGUCCAGUUUGCAUUGUGUAAUGUGAUAAAUCUCAACUAUGGGUUUUGGUAAUGUUUUACUCAGCAGGCAACAAUGGGAAAGUGAAAUAAAGUGAAUUGGUGUUUUUUUAAAUGUGUGAAAUGCUCCAACAGUUCAUCUCCAUAGGGUGUUUGUGUUUUAUGAAUAUGUGUUGCAUAUUUCCAAAAACUGUUCUUGCAUCGCGACCAUCAGCAGAACUCAGGUCUUAACUCAUAUUAACAUGUUCUCUUUUACAUUUCACACCUAGAUAUUUGCACAUGGAGACCCAUGUGAUAUGUAAUGGCCUCACAUGUUCCUAACCCUUUAACUAACUCUGUGAACCUGAGCAUUAGAUGCUGUCGGGGGUUAUGUAAUCAUUGUGCUCAGCCACGUUUAUUAAUGUGAUAUGAUUUAGUCAGCAGCAUACGUUGUGUCAGUUUGUGUGUUGAUUUUGUGGUUUGUGUCAUUUUGAAGCGAACAUGUAUUACUGAGCUGUGGGAUGUGAAAUGUAGUUGUGCUUAUUAGCACAUUUAAGUCAUUUAGGUCAUUAACCCUCACUUCUGGCUUGUGUACUAAACUUUGUCGACUUCUUUUUUAAUGAGCUGAAAUUACACCAAAUAAAGAUUUCUGAAAUGA